CUUUUUUUUGUAAUUGCGCCAAAGAACUAGGGUUAUUUAGGUCAAUGAGCGCUGGUUUAGGGUUUCUGCUAUAAUAAACCUUUAAGCCGCAGCGCCGUUCGUCUUCUCCAAGCACAUCCGUUGUUGUCGUCAGUCAGUCUUGCAGGUGUUCUCCACUUCUAAAUCUAUUUGUGUAAAGCCACUGUCAAGAUGCAGAACGACGAAGGACAAAACAUGGACCUUUACAUCCCUAGGAAGUGCUCUGCCACUAACAGGCUGAUAACUUCCAAGGAUCAUGCAUCUGUUCAGCUCAAUGUUGGCCAUUUGGAUGAGUCUGGCCGAUACACUGGCCAGUUCACCACUUAUGCUCUCUGUGGAUUUAUUCGCGCCCAGGGAGACGCCGAUAGUGCUCUUGAUAGGCUCUGGCAAAAGAAAAAGGCUGAAGUUGGACAACAAUGAGAGUUUUCUAUUUGGUGUUACCAUUCUUGAAAAAUGAGAGUUUUCAAUUUAGUAUUGUAUUACCAGCAGUUCUGUGUUUAGUGGCUGUUCUGUUUUAUGUUUAAAGUUCAUUAUCAGACAAAUGGAACUUGCUUGUUACUAUUUUAGUGCAUUUAACUUGAUUUUCUACCGUUAAAAGAUAACUUUUGGAGAUAACAAAUAUGUGCUGUUGUUUUAAUGAAUUGGCCUGGUUCAUGAGCCAUUUCUUA
Molecule: messenger RNA, 686 nt
Organism: Solanum lycopersicum (tomato)
Lineage: Eukaryota; Viridiplantae; Streptophyta; Magnoliopsida; Solanales; Solanaceae
Product: small ribosomal subunit protein eS21-like
Biological process (GO): endonucleolytic cleavage in ITS1 to separate SSU-rRNA from 5.8S rRNA and LSU-rRNA from tricistronic rRNA transcript (SSU-rRNA, 5.8S rRNA, LSU-rRNA); translation; endonucleolytic cleavage to generate mature 3'-end of SSU-rRNA from (SSU-rRNA, 5.8S rRNA, LSU-rRNA)
Cellular component (GO): cytosolic small ribosomal subunit; ribosome
Molecular function (GO): structural constituent of ribosome
Source: RefSeq, a predicted model, not a curated record